Molecule: messenger RNA, 663 nt
Organism: Rubroshorea leprosula
Lineage: Eukaryota; Viridiplantae; Streptophyta; Magnoliopsida; Malvales; Dipterocarpaceae
Source: the annotation of a GenBank genome assembly
AAGCUUCCAGACUGAGAGUGAUAUCCAGGUCAGGGUUCUCCUAAAUAAGAUUGCAAAAAUGGAAGUGGAUAAUAGAGCGGGUGAGAAUGUGAAAGAGGACCUGGAACAGGCACUUCUUGAGACACAGCGCUUGGUCAAAGGCAUACAAGAAUUGAAUUCCCAAAUUCUAUAGGCAUCUCAGGAAUUGCAGAAAACUUGUGCCGAUCUUAAUAAAAUACCAGAAAUACAGGCUGAACUUGACAAUUUGAGGAAAGAGCACCAGAGAUUACGAUUAUAAUUUGCUUUUACCUCAAGGUCCAUGGUGAGUGUGGCAAAGGCGAGUGCGAUGCUGUUACAGCACCAGAACGGCGGCAACAACAAGCCAGCGUGUUGGAGGUUUGCAGCGGCGCAUCCAAGGAAGCCAAUCUCCACUAGCAUGGGCUUGAUUUCAUUCUUCACUAGCCACGUGGCAUCUGAUCUCAAGCGGUACUCUUACUGGUUGGCGUAACAAAGCUUCUUCAACAAUUUCACCACAAGGAACUUUUUUUUUUCUUUUUUUUUUUUAUUACAUUUCAGUGUUAAAAUUCUUGCUUUUCUUGGUGUUGCUGUGUUUAACUACUAUAUUUUGAUGUUUCAUUUGUUCAAACACUUUAGGAGGGGAUUAGUGGCGUACCCAUUGAUAUU